Molecule: messenger RNA, 864 nt
Organism: Exophiala aquamarina CBS 119918
Lineage: Eukaryota; Fungi; Ascomycota; Eurotiomycetes; Chaetothyriales; Herpotrichiellaceae
Exons: 2
Coding region: 1-864 (287 amino acids)
Source: RefSeq, a predicted model, not a curated record
AUGUGUCGCAUCUGUGGCCGCAUGGUAAAAUGCAUCUUUGACUCAAUGCCGUCGAGAGUCCCAUCACAAGUCACCAGGCAAACUCUGCGGCACCGAUCGCAGACCAGAUCGCAUCAUGUUUCAGCGCAGUCACUCGUCCACAGGGCCUUGAACAUUUCAAAACCGGCGUCUCAACCACCAACCUUCCUCCUCCCCUUCCGUGCAAAGCUACAUCAAGCCAGCAGCCAGCCAGCAAGGAGCUCGCAUGUCGACUUUGAAGACGCCAACCUAGAGAUUCCGCCGACCCUUCUGCAACCAGCCGGUGAAUCUUCACCCGCGACCACCAACCCCGAAUCAUCCCAAAGCACGACCAUGAGCAAAUCAUCAUCCCAAAGCACCUCCCGGCCGCUCGUCCUGUCCAAAUCACUACAAGAGCUGCUACCCAAGCUCCACGCCCAGAAGCCACACUACAUCACCGCACACGUGCAUCGGUUCCCGUACCUGCUGACGGAAGGAGACAUUCUUCGGCUCCCAUUCCACAUGAAAGACGUGCAUCCAGGCGACGUCCUGCGGUUGAACCGGGCCAGCAUCAUCGGGUCGCGAGACUACACGCUGAAGGCCGGCCUGAGCAGCACCGAGUCAUACGACACCAAGCGCACGGGCGAACCCAACUACCUCGACGAGCGACUCUUCGAGCUGCGCCUGCGCGUCAUGGGUCUCGAGACCGGCCCGAUGAUGGAGAUGGAGAAGAAAAAGCGCAGGAACAGGCACCGCAAAGUCGUCCACAGUAAACACAAAUACACCAUGCUGCGCGUCAUGCAGAUCAAAGUCAAGUCGCUCGACGAGUUGAGGAGCGAGAAGGGCACCUUGUUGUUGGAGUCCUAA